AUGGCAAGAGUUGCCGUUGGUUUAGGUAUUUCUUUGCAAUUCACCAAAGCUGUUUGCAGCACCAAGGCGAUGGCCACUAUUCUCCCGAUGUUAACGAAAAGAAUAGGUUUAGCUGUUGUCUCAAAGUCUUUCCAUGCGAUAACCAGCGGAUUUUGGGAAGGUGGAAAGGGAACUAGAAACAAGCAGCUUAUGAGCCGAAAAGAUCCGAGGAAAUACCAGCGCCGCGAGGCAAAUGCUCCCGGACCUUCGACUCGCAAGUAA
Molecule: messenger RNA, 261 nt
Organism: Uncinocarpus reesii 1704
Lineage: Eukaryota; Fungi; Ascomycota; Eurotiomycetes; Onygenales; Onygenaceae
Exons: 3
Coding region: 1-261 (86 amino acids)
Source: RefSeq, a predicted model, not a curated record